Molecule: messenger RNA, 2792 nt
Organism: Betta splendens (Siamese fighting fish)
Lineage: Eukaryota; Metazoa; Chordata; Actinopteri; Anabantiformes; Osphronemidae
Gene: tomm34
Product: translocase of outer mitochondrial membrane 34
Exons: 8
Coding region: 231-1157 (308 amino acids)
Cellular component (GO): cytosol; mitochondrion
Molecular function (GO): heat shock protein binding
Source: RefSeq, a predicted model, not a curated record
AGCGACAGCCCCGAAAGAGACAGCGGAGAAGUUACUAGAGACCGCCGGCGAGUUCCUCAGCCACCUGCCCCGCUGAAUAAAAGCACGAGGGUCCGAGCAACCGGCUCACACGCGCGCAGACGAAUACCAACGUUGAAGCUCGCAGGGAGCACAGACAGGUCAGAAGGCGGUGCUGCUUCAGACGGGUCCAGCGGUUCUGUUCCUCUCAGCCGAUAACGACCAAAAAAGACAUGGCUCCAAAACAGAAGUCCAAGUCCUGGUUAGAGCUGAAACAAGCUGGAAACGAGUGUUUUAAGACGGGCCAGUAUGGAGAGGCAACCGCUUUUUACGACAAGGCAAUUAAAGAGCUGGAGAAGCCCAGUAAAAGUAACCCAGAGGAUUUGGCCGUUUUGUACUCGAACCGUGCAGCCAGCUACCUGAAGAAUGGCAACUGUGGGGAAUGUGUCAAAGACUGCAACAAGUCUCUGGAGUUACUUCCUUUCAACGUGAAGUCUCUGCUACGUCGUGCGACUGCGUACGAAGCUCAGGAGCGCUACAGACAGGCCUAUGUGGACUAUAAGACGGCUCUGCUGAUCGACUGCAACAUAGCUGCUGCUCAUGACGGCACCAACCGGAUGACCAAGGCGCUCACAGAGGCGGAUGGUCCCUCGUGGAGAGAAAAGCUUCCUCCUAUUCCCACCGUUCCUCUGUCUGUGAGGGAGAAGCUGACCCAGCAAAACACAGUCAACGCUGCAAAAGAAAACUCCAAACCACAACAGAACAGCACCAAGCAAAAACCUGCUCCUGGUGACAAAGAUGCAAAGAAAGGUCAAGCUCUAAAAGAGGAGGGCAACGCUCUGGUGAAGAAAGGCGAGCACAAGAAGGCCAUCGAGAAAUACAGUCAGAGCCUCAAACACAACCCCGUGGAAGUCACAACCUACACCAACCGGGCCUUGUGCUACCUGUCAGUGAAGCAGUACAGAGAUGCUGUCAGAGACUGUGACGAGGCUCUGAAGAUUGACAGCAGCAACGUCAAAGCUCUCUACAGGAGAGCUCAGGCUCACAAGGAACUCAAGGACACUAAAGCCUGUGUCGAUGACCUGAACCGCCUGCUCAAAGAGGAACCGAAGAACACAGCUGCCCUGAAGCUUCUCCAGGAGGUGCAGAAGAAGAAAUGAAGACCGAACAGAGACUGUGCCAACAGUGGUAAGGCUCUGUCACUGCCCCGUGUAAGGAGAGCAACACCCACCGAUGAUGUUUUGUUGAGGAAGGUGACCGAGAGCAGCUGAGCUGCGACACAACUGCUUCAAAGUCUGAGUCUAUGUUUCCUAAAAGUUCAUUUACACAAACUUGUCUGUGACCCGUUUACUCAACUCAAGCUUCUGGAGAACACAGUUGUGGCUGGUGUCAGAGCAGAGGGUAUAUCUGGAAGAGGCGGUGCCAUUUUAAGAACGUUGAGGAUGUUUGUAUUAUUUGUGUUGGUUUCUGUAAGUUGUACUUGAGUAUUUAUGAUUAUUUAUAAGAGCUGAAAUUGUUGAUUCUUUCUGAGAAUAAGCCUUUACUGUUGUUUAUUUUUAAAGGGCUGAAGCUUCUUAAUGUUUCCACUCCAGCUUUUAGAAUCAACAAACAACCCAAAGCUAAAGACCAUCCUCAAACAACCGUUCUUAUGACCCACAACCGAAUCACUGAUGUGGACAAUCACUGUUCAUUUAGGAAAUAAUUGCCCUUCUUAAACAGGCGCCAUCACUUUCUACCUGAUUUGUUCAGUACAGGGUGUCCAGUCCUGGUCCUUGAGAGCCUCUGCCCUGCUGGUUUUCCAAUUCUCUCUGCUGAUUACCAUGGUCAGUUAGCUGCUGAUUGGAUAAACACACUGGGCCAAGGUAAUCAGUAUUAGCUGGGGCAGGGAGAGUGGAAAACCAACAGGACAGUAGUUCUGGAGGACCAGGGUUGGACCCCCUGGUUUAGCAGAUUCCUAUGUGUUGUCAUUUUACCAUUGGUUUACAUAUAAACCAGUGUAGUUUAUUAAUAUACAGAAUGUAGUGGACAUAUUGGAAACUUAAGUGUCAGGACGAUACUUAACACAUGCUUCCAUCAGUAUGUUGUGUGGAUGUGGGACACAGCACAUGGUGAUGCAACAGAAACUAGGCCUUUAGUUGAGAUUAUUUACACCUUCACUUCCUCUGUUUGCGCUGAAAGUGCCUGAAUCAUGGGUGUGAUUAUGGAUAAACCAUCGGAUCGGAUACCUUUAGAAAUAAAGUGAAUUUGGAGCUGACCAGCUGAUUGUUAGUUUGUCCAAGGGUCAAACUGAAAAUUUUGUAUCCCAUCCAAAAUCAGUUUGCCAGAAAAUUUAAGGUCCAUUUUAAAUCACAUGGUUGAUCAGGUUUAUUUUGUGUCUUUGUUUUUCAUGUUUACUCAGGUAGUUUAUUCGUGUGUGUGCUUGGUUUUGAGCCAGUUACUUUCUCAUUGGAUCGAUGUAUAAGAUGCUGUUCAUGUCGUGAUGGACUGUAGAGAUUCCCAAUCAAAGCCAGUCCUGUGUCUCUACGUUAAUCUAAAUGACUCCGUCCUCCAUGCGAGUUAGUAUACUAUACUAGUUUUAGGGUUGCAGCAGCAUGUGGUUCAAGACAAAGGGGUGAACCAAGUUAAAAUGCUCUUAACAGAUUCUUGUACAGAAAUACUUUCUCAUUACUCCUGUUUCCUGUGGUUUGAUGCCUGUCCCAGUUUCAGUUGCUGCCUUCAUCAUUUCUCUAAUGCUUUCACUUUUUACCUGUAAAACAGUUUUGUCAAUCUGCUUCAAUAAAGUGAAAUGACUUUGA